Phymastichus coffea is the source of this 2749-nucleotide messenger RNA. Its product is annotated as juvenile hormone esterase-like. Lineage: Eukaryota; Metazoa; Arthropoda; Insecta; Hymenoptera; Eulophidae. The transcript is spliced from 9 exons. The coding region runs from base 654 to 2246 and encodes 530 amino acids. The record is from RefSeq and is a predicted model, not a curated record.
GCCGUGCCGAGUAAAUUUUUUGCCUCGCACAUAUACUCGCCAGCAUCGCUAUGUUUGACGUCUGAUAUCUCGAGAACGGCCCUUUCACCAACAUAGGAUCUUUUUAUCCUAGAUGAGCGCUCUAUUCUGCUUCCAUUUCUGCAAAAGGAUGGUUUUACCUGUACCAAGCUGUACUUGGACUUGGAGAGCCACGAAUAUCGCAUUGGAGUUGUAAACGACCAUUCAAUCUUGUAGUCGUUCCUAAAAGACCUCUACUGAAUGUCGGAUACGUCCUAGGGGAUGCACUUCUCGUUCGAAUAGAUUGUGCAAUUAACGAGCUUUUAUCUGUAAAAUAUCAAAACAACGUAUAAUAUAGUAAUAGUAAUAGUAAUAAUAUAUAAAUAAAUUUUAAUAUCAUACUAUCCAUAGUUUUAUUUAUAAGACAUUUUCUAAAGGAUACUUGUAGAAUAUAUAUAUUGAUUAAUCCAACAUUCACCUUGCAAGCAAUGCCAUCGAUCUAUUAGAUAAUGAAUCACCAGAAAAGAAGAAAUUUCAUUAAUAGUGUAGUAAUGCGUUGUCAUCCUACGAUCUUAUGCAUAAAUAUGCACACGAUUCAAAGGUGCAAUGUCUUUACGAAAUCUUCGCGGCGAAUCAGUUUACAUUAAACCUUCGACAUGAGAGAUCCAAUAGUGAAGACCAGGAGUGGUAAGCUCUGUGGUUCGUUCAAGCGGAGCUCAGAGGGUUACGAGUUUUAUUCCUUCAAAGGUAUUCCAUAUGCUAGACCACCAAUUGGAAAUUUGAGAUUCAAGGAUCCUAGAUCCCCUGAACCAUGGUCAGACUUAAGAGAUGCAACAGAUUUUGGCUCAAUCUGCGCUCAGUGCGAUCUCGUCACUCGAACCGUCACUGGUUCUGAUGACUGCCUGUACUUGAAUGUCUAUACUAAAUCCAUUGACAAAUAUGCUCGAAGACCAGUUAUGGUUUGGAUACAUGGAGGAGGAUUUACACAUGGCUGUGGCAAUGACAUGCUAUUCGGGCCUGAUUAUUUGGUCAAACAUGAUAUUGUUCUUGUAACAAUUAACUACAGACUUGGUGUUUUAGGAUUUUUGAAUUUGGAAGAUGAGUAUGCUCCUGGUAAUCAAGGUUUGAAAGAUCAGGUAAUAGCACUCCAAUGGGUACAAUUUAACAUAACAAACUUUGGUGGUGAUCCGGAGAAUGUUACAAUAUUUGGUGAAAGUGCCGGAGGAGCAUCAGUUCAUUAUUUAUCAAUAUCGCCACAAGGAAAAGGACUUUUUCAUAAAGCAAUCUCACAAAGUGGAGUUGCGGUGAAUACUUGGGCAUCGAUGCCUCCAAAUCCCAAAAAGUAUGCUUUCAAAUUGUGCUCUUUAUUGGGCAAAGAUAUCCAAGAUUCACGUAUUGCUCUAAAUUUUUUGCGGAAAGUAAAUUGUUUAACCCUUAUCGAAGCUCAAGAAAAAUUAAGAACUUCAGAGGAUAAAGUGCGAUUUAUUUUCCCUUUCGGACCUGGUGUAGAUAGUAAAGCAGCAAGACCAUUUAUGCCGGUUCCUCCCUCAGUUGCUUCUGAAAAAGGCGUUCAUGUCCCAUACUUGCUUGGAUAUAAUAAUGGAGAAGGAAUUUUCUUUUUACCAGAUUUAAAACAAGAAGGUUAUCAAAAUAUACAUGACGACCUUGAUACGUAUUUGCAUCCACGAGUUUUCGAAACGUUACACAAGAAUAAUUUAAAUUCCAAUGAUUUAAAACGUUUGUACUUUGAAAGUGAAAGUGCCGCUAACGUGAACGAUCAAAAAUUCGCUGAUUUAUGGGGAGAUAUGCAUUUUGUCGAUGGUAUCCAUAGAGUUGUCAAAAUUCAAGUCGAUCGUAGUUCAGCUUCGACCUAUUUAUAUCAGUUUACAUACGAUAGAGGCUUUUCAUUCAUCAAAUCGAAAAUGAAUGUACCAGUCAAAGGCGCUUGUCAUGGUGAAGAAUUAUUCCAUCUUUUUAGUAUAGGAUUAUUGGAAUCACUUGAGCUUAAUCCAUUGGAAAAGGGAUCGACUAAUUACAGAAUAAUGGAGCAACUAACUAAGAUGUGGACUAAUUUUGCAAAGACUGGUAGACCGACGCCGAAUACUUCAAAACUGAUACCUCUACAUUGGUUACCAGUCGUCAACGAUACAGUAUUUCGAUAUUUAAAUAUAAGUGAAGAAUUACGAAUGGAAAGCAUGUUGUGUAUGGAACAACGACUUCCUUUUGGUUACCAUUUAAAAAACAAAUAAAACUGGUAUAAAAAAAUUAACAAUUUAAAUAAUUAUCACGGUAGUUACAAUAUUGUUACUUUAAAUAAUAGCUUAUCAUCGAAUCUUUUGUCUGCUCUUUGAAAAUAAAUUUAAAUCAUUGAUGAGACAAAAAACCUCCGCACACUUUACUAGCAUAUAAAUUGAACACUAUCCAGAAUUUUUUUGAAUAGCUUAUUUCGAUAAUUAAUAUAUAUUGUAAUAUUUUCACUAUUAAUAUUAUUUUUACUUUAUGCGCAUUACGUACGAACCUACUUAGUUAUAGUUCGUUAAGUAAUCCGUUGUUUUAAGUACCAGUACAAUUUAAUAUUUCUUGAUUUAUUAUUUCAAUCAAACAAAUAAUUAUCAUCAAUUUAUAUAUGAUAAAUAUUAAAUAUGUGAUAAGACUAUGAUAUAUAUUCGAAUACAUCAAUAAAAAAUGUAAUCUCAGCUUUUUGCAUGUAAACAAAAAAGAAAUGAGUUACUUCUAUGAAUGUAUUAUAUUU